Cornus florida is the source of this 998-nucleotide messenger RNA. Its product is annotated as membrane steroid-binding protein 2-like. Gene Ontology annotation, cellular component: endomembrane system; membrane. The transcript has 2 exons. Bases 142 to 705 code for a protein of 187 amino acids. The record is from RefSeq and is a predicted model, not a curated record. Lineage: Eukaryota; Viridiplantae; Streptophyta; Magnoliopsida; Cornales; Cornaceae.
AGGUGGCUUUUGAAGUCCAACCUCGCACCCACCUAUCUUGAUUUUUUGUGUUAAAACCUUUAUAUUAAUGUAUGUGCGUGUAUUGUUCAUUGAAAUCAGUGUCCCUCUCAAUUAUCAACAGAACAGAAGGGAAAAUAGAAAAUGGGAUUGUACGCAACGGUGAUGGAUUCAAUCACGGAGUACAGUGGGCUAUCGCCGGCGGCGUUCUUCACCAUCGCAGCUCUGAUGGUGGUCGUCUACAAAGUUGUCUGCGGAAUGUUCGUAGCCGCCGGGGAUUACGCGGCCGUCAAAAGGACCAACAUCGACUACGCCCCGCGCGAGCCAGUCCAGCUCGGAGAUGUUACGGAGGACCAAUUGAGGGCCUAUGACGGUUCUGAUUCCAGCAAGCCCUUGUUGAUGGCCAUCAAAGGGCAAAUUUACGAUGUUUCUCGCUCUAGGAUGUUUUAUGGUCCUGGUGGACCAUAUGCCUUGUUUGCUGGUAGGGAUGCGAGCAGAGCCUUAGCUCUCAUGUCAUUUGACCCUCAAGAUCUUACUGGGAACAUUGACGGUCUCGGUGCUUCUGAGCUUGAAGCUCUGCAGGACUGGGAAUAUAAAUUCAUGGAGAAAUAUGUAAAGGUCGGGCAGCUUGUUGCAGAAAAAUCAACCACGGGGAGCACUGAAAGUGUGGAUAAAUUGCAGGAUAGUCAGAAACUCGAAGGAAGCUGAGCACCGCAGAGGCUAUAUAGAGUGUAAUUUUUUACCCAACAUUAAAUUGAUGGGAAGCUUGAUUUUUACACACAGUUUAUGCUUGCUAAACUGUAUCAUAUAUAUAUAAACAUAUAAUCGAUGUACUCUCAAAAUUCUGGUGUAUGAAUCAUGUAAGAAAUAAUUUUUCUCAAGAUUGUUCCUCGCUUGUCUCUGAGCGACAUAAAUGCAACUCUGAUGUUCUAGAGCCCCGAGGCAUAUAUGUAAAUGUUAGUUACAAAAUAAAUGGGGUUUCUAAAGUUAUUUCUAUUUUA